UUAUUUAAAAUUUAAAAUUAAAACGUUAAUGUAUCUAAUGGGCUGGGCUUAGAUACACAUGGCGGCCUCAGAAGUUCAUGAAGUCAAGAAAGACGCUCCUCUAGAAGGAGAAGAAGAAAAGAAACAGGAAGUAGAGCCUUACACUGUUGAUAGGGAAAAGACUUGCCCUUUUUUACUAAGAGUCUUUUGUAAUGAAGGAAGACAUCACAGACUGGAUAGUUUCAUGAGAGGAAAUGUACCUUCAAAUGAACUACAGAUCUACACUUGGAUGGAUUGUACAUUGAGAGAACUGAUGUCUCUUGUAAAGGAAGUUAAUCCUGAUACCAGACAAAAGGGAACACUUUUCUCCUUUGCUACAGUGUAUCCUGAUAACAGGAG
Amphimedon queenslandica is the source of this 378-nucleotide messenger RNA. RefSeq names its product histone deacetylase complex subunit SAP18-like. The annotation marks the transcript as partial. Gene Ontology annotation, molecular function: transcription factor binding; transcription corepressor activity. Gene Ontology annotation, cellular component: nucleus. The transcript has 4 exons. Gene Ontology annotation, biological process: negative regulation of DNA-templated transcription. NCBI's taxonomy places the organism in Eukaryota, Metazoa, Porifera, Demospongiae, Haplosclerida, Niphatidae. The record is from RefSeq and is a predicted model, not a curated record.